AUGGCCGAGCCGAGCGUUCUCGUCGUAGGUGGCGGAACAUUCGGCACUUCCACCGCGUACCACCUAUCGCGAACCUAUCAAGACGCCAGCCGCGUAACGGUGGUCGACCGAGGGACUCCCUCUGGCCCUGGCGCGAACAAGGCCGCCGCUAUAGAUGUCAAUCGGAUCAUCCAAACAAACUACGUGAGGCCGCUGUACUGUAACCUCGCCAACGAAGCCAUCCAUCCGUGGUUCUGGGAUCUCAAUCUCGGUCAUUUCUUCCGCAAGACCGGAUGCGUUACCAUUGAUGAAGAAGAUAAUCAGUUCACCGACGCCGUGCGGAGGACACUCCAGCAACGAGGCUCUGAUUACACCAAGGACUUCAAUGUGCAAGAGGCCCGGAAGCGAUGGAAGCCCUUCGAGGGUAUGGAAACCAACGGGCUAGGGACGGCAUUCUUCAAUCCAGAAGCUGGAUGGUGCGACGCUGCACUAGCGACUCCGAAUCUGAUGGCCGCGGCGGAAAGAAACGGUGUGAAAAGGGUUACUGGCGAAGUGGAUGAGUUGUCGUUUGAUCUUUCGCGCAAGAGACUGGUGGGUGUGCGGAUGAAAGACGGCCGGCGCUUGACGGCAGACCAAAUCGUUCUCUCAGCAGGGGCCUGGACAAGCCAUCUGCUCGCGCCAAUAGAAACUCUGCUGCACAUCGCCGCUCGCGACCGAAUCGAACGGCAAAUCACAGCGGUUGGAAGGAUUUCAGCCUACUAUGAGCUAUCGCCCAAAGAGACAGAGGACUUGUGCGAAGCCGGGAUGCCGAUUGUCAUUUACAAAUCCAGCGGCAUAGUGACGCCGCCAUCACGGGAGAACCGGACGCUAAAGAUCAAUGACCUUCAAACCGAGUUCGUCAAUGGAGUGACCGUAUCUGCAGGGACUACGGUAUCUGUUCCCUCUGAAAGGGCCCAGGACGAUGUGCCCCAAAAGUUGAAAGAUGAAAGCCAAAAGCUCCUGAACAUCAUGAUGCCCGAGUUUGCGCAGAGGAAGAGUCCAACCCGAUGGCGAAUAUGCUGGGAUGCAAAGAUCCCAACAGAAGAUUGGCUACUCUGCCGGCAUCCCCAUCCACAGCUUGAAAACCUGUUUCUUGCCGUCGGCGGAAACUUUGACACCUACAAAUUCCUCCCAAUCGCAGGCAAAUACUUGUCCAAUGUCCUUCAAGGGAAGAGUAAUGGCCCGGAAAAGGAUGCUGCGUGGGCCUGGAAAAGUGAAGCCACUCUGAUGAAUGCCGACAGGAGAGAACUGGGCCCCAAGUCGAGAAUAUCGUCAUUACCCGAGUUCCGAUCGUUUGAAGACAGUAGCCGGCCAUCCAAACUGUAG
This is a messenger RNA of Colletotrichum orchidophilum, 1344 nucleotides long. RefSeq names its product fructosyl amino acid oxidase. The record is from RefSeq and is a predicted model, not a curated record. Gene Ontology annotation, molecular function: sarcosine oxidase activity; flavin adenine dinucleotide binding; saccharopine oxidase activity. NCBI's taxonomy places the organism in Eukaryota, Fungi, Ascomycota, Sordariomycetes, Glomerellales, Glomerellaceae. The transcript is spliced from 2 exons. Bases 1 to 1344 code for a protein of 447 amino acids.